AUGAUAGUUCUCAUACUUAGGAAUUUCGAGGAAUGGAUUAAUCCCAGUGAUAGUAUACCCAUACAGACCCUUUUUACUGACGGAAAUAGAUUACUGAAUGACGUAAUCUUGGUUAAUACUGCCAUAAAUAGCUUAAAUGGCGAUAAUAAAAAGGUUAAUGUGUGGUCUCGUGUUAGAAAAUGUUUUGGUUGCAGAAGAAAAGAAGGUAUCAGGCCUGAUGGCCUAGUCAUUAAUGCUUUAAUGAACGACGUGAGGGAAUACCCUAUUUUCAAAAAGUGUUUUGAAAAUAGGGGUAUCGGCAAGAUGAAUGUUUGUGAAGAUGGGGUAGAGGGGGUUGUCAGAGGUAUGUCAGUUAAUCCCUGUAAGGACAACCUUUCUUACCCCAUCUUCAAAAUGUGUCCUCAAAAAUUGAAGGUGGAGGAUAAUAUUAUUGAUCCUGUUGAGGAUGUUAAAUAUUCUUCCAAGGAUGAUACAAAAAUAAAACCCAUUUGCACAGAUUACGAUUUUGUAAAGCUAAUAGGCCAGGGUGGAGCUGCUAAGGUUUUCCUUGCCCGUUCCAAAACAAAUGGGAAGGAAUACGCCGCAAAGGUGAUUCGGAAGCAAUUCCGUGACGAUAUAGAGGAUGCCUACAGCAAAAGGCUAAUUCAUAGAGAAAAGUUAGUUUUCGAUAAAACUAAAAAACUCCCAUUUAUGGUUGAGUUAUUCGCCUACUACCACACCCCUAUGAAUUACGCCUUCAUCAUGGAGUACGUUGACGGUGGAGACCUCCAUCGUCACCUCCGACAUCAACCUAACUCUACACUACCCGAGCACCAUGCUCGUUUCUAUGCGGCGGAGAUAACCUUAGCACUCCACCACCUACACAGUAGAGGAAUCAUCCAUAGAGACGUUAAACCGGAAAAUAUUCUAUUGUGCUCCGAUGGCCAUAUCAAACUAUCUGAUUAUGGCCUAUGCACGGAUAUUCUACCAAGUUUCAUCGAAAGACGAAAAUCUCUGCGAGUCGGGACUGUCUACUACAAGGCACCCGAAGUUUCAUUCGAUCCAUAUUAUAGCUAUAGCAUAGAUUGGUGGGCCUUAGGGGUAGUUUUGUACGAAAUGUUGGUUGGCAAACUCCCCUUUGGCCUAGAAGCCAAGCCCUCUCACAACGAUGACCACUAUCGUUUACAAGCUAAAUAUGGAAGGGUGAAAAUCCCUAUAUCCAUUUCCUUCAAAGCCUCCUCCAUCAUCAGAGGAUUCUUGACAGAGGAUCCCAAAAAAAGAUUAGGAGGAGAUGAAAAUGGGGGUUUGGAAUGCUUCCACACGUCCAAAAUGAUAGUUCUCAUACUUAGGAAUUUCGAGGAAUGGAUUAAUCCCAGUGAUAGUAUACCCAUACAGUACAAAUACAAUCCUAGGAUAUUAAAUGAACCCAAUAUUCCCUCAAAUAUUAGACAAAAAAUACUCUCCUAA
This is a messenger RNA of Gordionus sp. m RMFG-2023, 1446 nucleotides long. RefSeq names its product protein kinase C zeta type-like. The record is from RefSeq and is a predicted model, not a curated record. Gene Ontology annotation, biological process: protein phosphorylation. Bases 1 to 1446 code for a protein of 481 amino acids. Gene Ontology annotation, molecular function: ATP binding; protein serine/threonine kinase activity. NCBI's taxonomy places the organism in Eukaryota, Metazoa, Nematomorpha, Gordioida, Chordodea, Parachordodidae. The transcript has 11 exons.